Molecule: messenger RNA, 822 nt
Organism: Gregarina niphandrodes
Lineage: Eukaryota; Apicomplexa; Conoidasida; Eugregarinorida; Gregarinidae
Exons: 1
Coding region: 1-822 (273 amino acids)
Source: RefSeq, a predicted model, not a curated record
AUGUUGGGUCACGCGGGUUCAAGGAAACAUGGGCAAGAAGGCGCUCUUAUUCUAGGUUCUUGCUUCCAUUUAGAAAGUUUAUCGGCUGGUGUGUCUAGUGAGUUUGAUGGUGGUUGUAUCCGUGUGUCAAGGUCGAGUGUCGGAGAACGAAUGUUUGAAGUGAAGCUCAAGUCAGUUGGUGCUAAACCAUUGGGUCAAGGACUACGUCUCAUAUGUUCGAUAGGCGAAGCGGAUAGUUCGGAUCCAAAGCAAUUUACUGACCUGAAUUGGGUAGCAAGACGGGCACGAACAUUAAAGGUAGUUACGGAAGAUGGGAAUCCGCCGGAUAUUUCGGACCCCAUGCUUAAGGAAGUAUUCCGCAAUAUUGUAUUUGUUAGUUGCCGCGAGGUUGGCCUCUAUCCCCAUCAGGUUGGUGUGCCACUUGUUAUGUCCGUUAUGCGUGAAAUAUUCCAGAACUAUCUUGACUCCUUCACCGUCAAAGCAUUCCUUGACGAAUACAAACAGGACAUCCAACAACAUGACCAAUGGCAGACUACAAGUCGUAAACUCCAUCAACUAGCACGUGACCACGUACUCAAUCGUCAACCCGAAAAUGAAACCUGGUCGAAUGAUAUAGAUUCAGACACAGAUUCAGACGCAGAUUCAGACACAGAUUCUGACGACUUCAUGAUCCUGGAAAAAUGCACAACUGCACAAGAGAAAACCUGGCUCACAAUACCCACUGCGGUCAACAACAUAAUACGACCCGUGACCGACAUAAUUGGUGCAACCUGGCGCUGGAUACACCAAGACACCGAAGUUAGUGAUGAUGACAACUUUUGA